Molecule: messenger RNA, 1206 nt
Organism: Schistocerca nitens (vagrant locust)
Lineage: Eukaryota; Metazoa; Arthropoda; Insecta; Orthoptera; Acrididae
Exons: 3
Coding region: 1-1206 (401 amino acids)
Source: RefSeq, a predicted model, not a curated record
AUGGGAAGAGACUCUGAUUGUCAGCCUCCGGAGUGGCUGAACAGAGAAUACAUCGCAGUCGCUCUGAAGCCAGAGUACAGUGGUAAAUCCCCGAGGGUGGCUUCCAUGACGGUGGAAAACGCCAACAAGACGCAGAGAGGCUAUACGAGCAGGCUGUACAGAGUGACCGCGAAAGUGGAAGUAGCAGCAGAGGCGGAAGUUCACGCAUGGCGUUUGAUAGUGAAGUGCACCUAUGAGACGGGGAUCGUGUCGGAGGUCAGCAGGCUCCAGCAGCUGUUCCCCAGGGAGACGCUGAUGCUGACCAGCCUGGUGCCUGCCGUGCACGAGGCGCUGCGCCGCCUCUCGCCCGUCGACGUGCUGGUGAUGGAGGACCUGUCGGCCGCGGGCUACGGCCCCCCGCCAGCCGGCUUCCUGGACCUGGAGCACUGCCGCCUGGUGCUGGACAGGCUGGCGCAGUGGCACGCCGCCUCCUGCACGCUGGACCUGGCCCGCCCCGACUCCGGCGCCGACCCCCUGCUGCGGCGAGACCCCGUCUGGCAACCGCCUGUCGCCAGCCUGCUGCAGCCGUACCACAGGAAGCAGUUCCGCAGCAUCGGGGUCGCGCUCGGGAACUUCCCUGACUGUUACAAGUAUUCGAAGAAAUACAAGACAGACUCCGAGGAAUGGGUGGACAAAAUCGUGCAUGCGGUCACUCGAAGUUGUGAUCAGAGCGAUUUCAAAGUUCUGGUACAUGCCGAUGUAUGGAAUAAGAACAUAAUGGUUAAGUACCGUGAUGGAAAGCCUGUCGACUUACGGUUUGUCGAUUUCCAGGUGUCGCACCUAGCGAGCCCCGCACGCGAUCUGGUAUUCUUCCUGUACGGCAAUGCCAGCGAGCAGGUGCACCGCCACCACCUGUCCGACCUGCUCCUGGACUACCACUGCGCCCUGAGCGCCGCCCUGCGGGACCUGGGGCUGCAGCACCUGGCAGACGCCUACCCCCUCCACAAGCUGCUCGCCGACGUGGACAGCCUCGCCAUGCUGGCCCUGUACUGCGUCUGCUACGCUCCUCUCUCCACUGCCACCGACCAGCGCGGCGUCGCCAUAAUGGACGGUCUAGGCGUCACUGGCGACUACAGCGAGGCUCUCGUUAAGCUUUACAGCGACCCCACUCUCAUAUCCUACUGGAAGUUCAUCAACCCCAUUCUUGAGAGUAAGGGAGCACUAUAA